Penicillium lagena is the source of this 399-nucleotide messenger RNA. RefSeq names its product C2H2 type zinc finger domain protein. The record is from RefSeq and is a predicted model, not a curated record. Lineage: Eukaryota; Fungi; Ascomycota; Eurotiomycetes; Eurotiales; Aspergillaceae. The transcript has 2 exons. The annotation marks the transcript as partial.
GUCGAGAGUGUAAUAUCGUCUCCAGAGCUGGCAAAUCUGACCCCGGGUUUCCUCGAUGGCUGUCUCCACAUGUUUUUCAGCAAGCUGAUACCGAUAUUUCCCGUUCUUCAUCGAGCAACAUUUGUAUUCAAAGACUUCCAAGCCCCGAUACUUCUCAAUGCCAUUGCAUUGGGAUCGUUGUUUCUUGGUAGUCCGGAUGCCAUAUCUAAGGGUCAAGCAUUCUGGAAACUUGCGCACACAGCCAUUGCCACGUCUUGGCCUGGUAUUUUAUGCCAGAGAGGGGAAUAUGACAAGUGUAGUGGAGUCCAGUUGGUCUUCACUUCAUUCCUGGGCCAAUUAUACGCCGCCCUCUCUCGAGUUAGAUCAACUUCUGGUCAGUUCCUGCACCAAGAAAGCUAA